Penicillium soppii is the source of this 840-nucleotide messenger RNA. RefSeq names its product RTA1 domain-containing protein. Gene Ontology annotation, cellular component: fungal-type vacuole; plasma membrane. NCBI's taxonomy places the organism in Eukaryota, Fungi, Ascomycota, Eurotiomycetes, Eurotiales, Aspergillaceae. The record is from RefSeq and is a predicted model, not a curated record. Bases 1 to 840 code for a protein of 279 amino acids. The transcript is spliced from 3 exons.
AUGUCCGAUACAGACAAUUGCACUUUGCAAACAUGUCCAUUGAGUGAUGCUUACGUCGAGUAUCGGCCCAACAUGGCCGGUAACAUCUUUUACCUUGCUCUUUUCGCUAUUCUACUUAUCGGGCAGAUCGGUGCGGGAGUUAUGUAUAGAUCUUGGAGUUUCAUGUUGCCAAUGGUCGCCGGUCUUAUAUUGGAGGUUUUGGGAUAUUUGGGCCGAAUCCUUCUACACAAUAAACCAUUCAGCUUUGACGCCUUUUUGAUUUAUUUGAUAUGUCUCACUAUUGCCCCGGCAUUUUUCACAGCUGGCAUCUACCUAUGUCUUGGCCGUGUUAUUACCGUUUAUGGCGAGGAAUUCUCGCGCUUGAAACCGAGAACGUAUACAUACUUGUUUGUGACCUGUGAUCUGAUUUCUCUUGUCCUGCAAGCGGCCGGUGGAGCUGUCACUUCAAUUGCCGAUGAACAGUCACUUCGCGAUACUGGUGUCAACAUCAUGAUCGCUGGACUGGUCUUUCAAGUUGCAUCCUUGGUUGUUUUCUCUGUGCUGGCAAUUGAAUAUGGAGUUCGAGUUCUGCGAGGAAGACGUCUGCAUUCUCCCACUCAGGAACGGCGGUCAAGCUGGAUGCGGAGAUCAUUCUUGCUUGGUAUGUAUAUCGCCUCAGAAUCUCUGGAGGGUGGUUUCCACAGUAAACUGGCCAACAACGAGGUAGCAUUGAUGAUACUCGAAGGAGCUAUGGUAUCAAUUGCGUGUAUUUGCUUGACGGGUCUGCAUCCUGCUUUGCUUGUGGGCAAAAAUUGGAGGACGCCUCAGGCAAUUGCACGAGACUUGGAAGUGGAGAAAUAG